GCCGCCGGAGCAGCCCCGGGCUGCGGCCACGAUGGCUCCGUCCCGCCGCGCCGCCGCCGCCGCCGCAUGAAGGUUGGCGGGGCCGGGGCGGCGGCAGCGGGCGGGAGGCGGCGCGGCGGGGCCCGGGGGUGCCGGGGACCCGGAGCCGGCAGCGCACACGGCCCCCGGGCUGGAGCCGCGGGCGGACGGUCACCGGCUGUCGGGGCUCCUCAAGAAGAUGCACUUGUUCCGGAGCUCCAGCUACGAGAUCCGGCUGGAGGGCGAAGGGGGCAGCCUGCCCCGCAUCCAGGGCAUCCGCUGGACCCCACUUUUGGACACUGAAUCCACCCUGGACUAUGGACACAGCCUCACCCAGGCAUCCUCGGAGAGGAUCUGGCGAGCCGGGAAGCUCCUUUACAUCCACCUCACCAGCACCCGGCCUGGCCUCAUCCGGGACCACAAGCAUCACCUGCGGCAUCACAGGCAGUGCUGCUCCGGGAGGGAGCUGGUGGACUGGCUGCUGAGCGCCGGGCUGGCCGUGCAGACCCGCAGCCAAGCCAUCGGCAUCUGCCAGGUCCUGGUGGAUGGAGGCGUCCUGACGCACGUGAAGCAGGAGUGGCAUUUCCAGGACAAGGAGACCCAGUUCUAUCGCUUUGCCGAGCUGGAGCUGAGCCCCGAUCCCGGCGCUGGGCUCCGGGAUGCGGAGGAGCUGCUGGAAGCUUUGGCAUUCCUGGCUCAGCUGGGUCCUGAUGCGCUGCUCACCAUGGCCCUGCGCAAGCCGCCUGCCCAGCGCACGCAGGAUGAGCUGGAGCUCAUAUUUGAGGAGCUUCUCCACAUCAAAGCCGUGGCUCAUCUCUCCCACUCGGUGAAGCGGGAGCUGGCGUCCGUGCUGAUGUUCGAGUCGCACCAGAGAGCAGGCACCGUGCUGUUCAGCCAAGGAGAUAAAGGCACCUCAUGGUACAUCAUCUGGAAGGGCUCGGUGAACGUGGUGACCCACGGCAAGGGCUUGGUGGCCACCCUGCACGAGGGGGACGACUUUGGGCAGUUGGCUCUGGUGAACGAUGCUCCUCGUGCGGCCACCAUCAUCCUGCGAGAGGACAACUGCCACUUCCUGCGUGUGGACAAGCAGGACUUCAACCACAUCCUCAAGGACGUGGAGGCCAACACCAUGCGCCUGAAGGAGCACGGGAAGGUGGUGCUCGUCCUGCAGAAGAACCUGCAGGGUGGCAGCAACCAGCCAGCCACGGCGCGGAGCAGCAGGUACUUGGUGAUGGCCGGGACACCGGAGAAGAUCCUGGAGCACCUGCUGGAGUUCAUGAGGCUCGAUGCGACGCUCUACGACCCCGUGGACACGCUGCUGGGGGAUUUCCUGCUGACCUACACUGUGUUCAUGCCAACAUCACAGCUCUGCAGAGCUCUGCUGCACCAUUUCCGUGCGGAGCCGAUGGAGGGCUCAGAGCAGGACAAGGCCACCUACUCCCUGCACAAGCGCCGCAAGAUCCUGCGGCUGGUGAGCCAGUGGGUGCUGCUCUACGGGCGGCUGCUGCAGGGCGACCGCAGCACCACGGCCCUGCUGCAGAACCUGGCGGACCUGGCGAGCCGGGACCCCCGCCUGGGUGGGAUGGUCCAGGAGCCAGCGCAGGAACGGCGGCGGCCCCGAGCGCUGGAGAAUGGAGAUGGGAGCGUUUCUCCCCAGCCCAAGGCUCAGAGCUCGGUGACCUGGUUGGGGAGCCAGGAGGAGGCGAUUCUGAGCAGCACUUGUGCCUUGAGAGCCCAGGACAAAGUGCCCUAUGAGAUCUACAGACCCGACCACUCCUGCCUGGUGACGGUGCUGCCCGUCAACGCCUCGGUGCGGGACGUGCUGCGGUCCCUCGCCCCGCGGCUGGGCCGUGAUGGGGAGCACAUCCUGGUCAAGGUGAAUUCGGCUGGAGACAAAGUGGGGCUGCAGCUGGAUGCUGUUGGGGUCUUCACAGCGCUGGGGCUCAAUGAGAGACUCUUUGCUGUGAGCGUGGAGGAGCUCAGCAGCCUGACCCCCCAUCCUGAGCAGUUGGGCCCCCAAGUUGGCUCCUCAGAGACCCUGGACCUCAUCAGCUCCAAGGACCUGGCCAGCCACCUCACCGACUACGACUGGAACCUCUUCAAGAGCAUCCACCAGGUGGAAAUGAUCCACUACAUCAUCCGGCCGCAGAAGUUCCACGACGUGACCACGGCCAACCUGGAGCGGGUGAUGCGGCGCUUCAAUGAGCUGCAGUACUGGGUGGCCACGGAGCUGUGCCUCUGCCCCGAGGUGGGCAGGAGAGCCCAGCUCCUUCGCAAGUUCAUCAAGUUGGCUGCACACCUCAAGGAGCAGAAGAACCUCAAUUCCUUCUUCGCGGUGAUGUUUGGUGUGAGCAACACGGCAGUCAGCCGCCUGGCCAAGACGUGGGAGAGGCUGCCCCAUAAGAUCCGGAAGCUGCACUCGGCGCUGGAGCGGAUGCUGGACCCAUCGUGGAACCACAGGGUCUAUCGCCUGGCCAUCGCCAAGCUGAGCCCCCCCAUCAUCCCCUUUGUGCCCCUUCUCCUCAAAGACAUGACGUUCAUCCACGAGGGCAAUCGCACGCUGGCCGAGAACCUCAUCAACUUUGAGAAGAUGCACAUGAUGGCAAAGACCGUGCGUGUCCUGCAGCGCUGCCGCGGCCACGCGCACGCUCCACUCUCCCCACUGCGAACCCGCUCCCCGCACCGGCCCGAGGACCCCAAGGCCGUCAGGAUGUCCACGUGCUCGGAGCAGUCCCUCAGCGUGCGCAGCCCCGUCUCUACGUGGGCCUACCUGCAGCACCUGAGAGCCAUCGACAGCCAGAAGGAGCUGCUGCGGCUUUCCCGAGACCUGGAAUCCUGAGGCAGCCCGGAGCAGGGAUGUGGCAGUGGGGCUGCCCCAUAGCUCUGCUCCCGGCAGCACCGGCCAUGGGGCUGCGCUUGGAGCCAGCCAAGAGCUGCUCCUGCUUGGCCCAGGGGCAGGAGAGGGCCACGGGCAGCGGGGUGAGCGCUGGAGGUGCUGCAUUCCCUUUGCUUCUCCAUGCAGCAGCCUGGGAUUCACUCCCUGCUCCGGCCAGGAGGGAGGAAGGAGCCUGGAUGCCCCCGGAGCUGCCCAUCCUGCGGGUACCAGGCUGGAAGAUGCUGCUUCCCCAUGGAGGGACUCAAGCCAGAGCAUCCCUAUGAGCAGGGACCACCCUGAGGCAGGGUCUGGCUUGUGCUGCCCCAUGGACCACAGGGGAGCUGCCCUUCCCCUGGUGUGUCCCAUGAGAGAUGCUGGCUCCCAUCGCAGCCUAUGGGAGCUGCGUGAUCCCAGCAGCCAUGGGGGAAGUGUCUUGACCCCCCCCCCCAGAACUUUUGGGGGUUAAAGCAGCCCUUGGACUAAUCGCAGCCACCUCCGUGCCUCAGUUUCCCCACAUGGAUGGGGGCAGGAAUAGCCACGUCCAGCCAUGGGGCAGCGUCAGUCAUGGAAGGAAGGAAGCUGUGGUGGCCUCGUGAUGGAGAUGGUGACCUGCUCCAGCCAAUCCCAACCCAUGGCCACAAACACGUUUGGGGGAGAUGCCUUUGAAGGAAACAGAGCUGAUGGACCCCAGGGGCCAGGACCCACAUCCCACCCCUCAGAGCAUCUCUAUGCACAUGGAGCACUUUGACAAUGACCUUGAGCAGGCCCGGAUGAAGCUGUGGGGCUCAGGGGACAUCACAGCCCACAGAGGUCCCACGUUCGCAGGGUGCCACCACAAUGGAAGCUCUGUGGCAGGUCUGUGCCAUGGCCGGGACACCACAAGCCAAAUCCCACCAGCCUUGCCCCAAGGGCUACAAGGACCAGAGCUGCUGCGUUGGUUGCUCUUCAAGCCAUGCACAUCAGUGGCUUGAUGAAAAUAAAGGUCCCAUCACACCUAAA
Molecule: messenger RNA, 3892 nt
Organism: Strigops habroptila (Kakapo)
Lineage: Eukaryota; Metazoa; Chordata; Aves; Psittaciformes; Psittacidae
Gene: RAPGEF3
Product: Rap guanine nucleotide exchange factor 3
Exons: 27
Coding region: 218-2857 (879 amino acids)
Biological process (GO): Ras protein signal transduction; positive regulation of GTPase activity
Cellular component (GO): plasma membrane
Molecular function (GO): guanyl-nucleotide exchange factor activity
Source: RefSeq, a predicted model, not a curated record